AAAAUAAUAAAAUAUAAAUCAAAAUAAAACAACUAGCUUUUUUGUGUUCUUCCAAGCAGAAAUAAGGAACAGAGACAGGGAGAGAAACAGAGAGCUCUUCUGCUAUCACCAUCGUUGCUUCAAGCGGAAGCUUCUCUGUGAUUUUCCCAUUAUUAUUAUACAAAAACCCUAACAAGAAGAUGUAGAUAUUAAAAAAUAAUAAAAAAGAUUUUAUAUCGAAAGCGUUUUGUGGAGAGAACCUUGUUUCCAACCCUAAAAAAAGAACAUAAUCCCUCCUUUCAGAUUCAUUCUCUUCACGUAAUCGCUUUUAAUUUUCGUUUCCUCUCAGUUUUUUUUUCCCCAUUUGAAACCCUUUUUUUUAAAUUCUGUUUUUUGUUUGUAAACAAAAGGAAAUUUGGGGAUUAUCCGAGGAUUUCGGGGAGGGGUUUUUUCCUUGCUCUGUUGAUAAUUAUUGUAUUUGGUGGUGGGUUGAUUGGAAUUAGGGUUUUGGUGGCAUUAUAAUUGGUGGGUCUGUUGAGAAUUUGGCUUUUUGGGUGAAAUUUCCUGGUGGCUCUGUUUCAAUUUAGGGGUUUUGAAAGGGAUUCAAUGUUAAAUUUGGGAAUUUUAUUGGUUUGUUAUGUCCUUUCUGGGAGGCCUUGCAACUUUAUUGGUGGAUUUGAUAAAAAUUGGGGUUUUAUCAUUAGAGGCUGAGAUUUUGGUAAUUUUUCUCCAUUUGGGUGUGGGUUAAUUCGCAAAAAGAUUGAAUUUUAAGUGGUCUGUUUGGGAUUUUUAUUGUGGUUUCCGGGGAGCUGAAGAAAAGAUGAGCUCAAGUAUGACAGAGAAAUUGAUUCCUGAAGGGAAGCUUUUGGUUCAUAUAGCUGAAAAUGGACAUUCCUUUGAGCUUGAUUGUGAUGAAACUACAUUGGUGGAGGCAGUUAUGCAAACGAUCGAACCAGUUUCUGGCAUCCACUUCAAUGAUCAGCUCGUUCUGUGUGCAGACUUGAAACUUUUGCCUCAAAGGCCACUUUCUGCAUAUAAACUUCCUUCCGGUGACCGUGAUGUCUUCAUAUUUAACAAGUCAAGGUUGCAAACUAAUUCCCCACCACCACCACCAGAGCAAGUUGAUAUAGUUGAAAUUUCAGAACCCCGGCCGCCGGCUUCCAUUAGUGACCCUCAUCCUUUGGAUGAUGCUCCUGACCCUGCUUUGAAGGCUUUACCUUCUUAUGAGAGGCAGUUUAGGUACCAUUAUCAUCGAGGACUUGCUAUAUAUAAUCGAACACUGUCAAAGUUUGAUUAUUGUGAAAGGCUGUUGAGGGAGCAGAAGGUUCAGGAAAGGGCAUUGGAAAUUGCAAGAAAUAAUUUAGAUCAACAUUAUAGGAUGAUUCGCCAAAAUUAUUUGGAAUUCAUGAAGCGUUAUAAACAGCAACAUCGUUAUCAUACUAAUUUGUUGGCAGACUUUGAUAAGGAUAUGCAGAAGUUGAGAUCCACCAAGCUUCACCCUGCAUUGCAGACUGCUAGGAAAUGCUUACUAGAUUUUGUGAAGGAAGAUAACUUAAGGAAGUCUAGGGAAAAUUGUAAAAGCUUCCACAGGCAGUUUGAGAACAAAGUUGUACAAUUCAAUCAGAUGUUUGGUGAAUUGAAGCGCAAGGUAGAGGAGUUGCUCCCUUUGAGGGCUUCCUUGCCUAUUAAGAAUUUGGAACUAACCAUUAAGGAGCAUCAGCGAUGCCUGAAUGAACAGAAGAGCAUUAUGCAGUCUUUAAGCAAAGAUGUCAAUACAGUAAAGAAGCUUGUAGAUGAUUGUCUGUCGUGCCAAUUCUCUUCCUCCCUUCGUCCUCAUGAUGCAGUUUCAGCCUUGGGUCCUAUGUAUGAUGUCCAUGACAAGAGUCAUCUGCCCAGGAUGCUGGCUUGUGAACAUGCAAUAUCAAAGCUGCUAGACUUUUGCAAGGAUAAGAAGAAUGAAAUGAACAUCUUUGUUCACAAUUACAUGCAAAAGACAACAUAUGUUACAUACCACAUCAAGGAGGUCAAGUUGCAGUUUCAUGUUUUCAGAGAGGUGAUGCGUCAGGAGGAUCUAUUUAUGGACCUUAAGUUGGUCCGCGGAAUUGCUCCUGCAUAUAGAGCCUGUCUUGCUGAAAUAGUGAGAAGAAGGGCAUCUAUGAAGCUUUACAUGGGCAUGGCUGGUCAGCUGGCUGAAAGGCUUGCAACAAAGAGAGAAGUUGAGGCUAGGAGACGAGAGGAGUUUCUAAAAACACAUGGUUUGUAUAUACCCGAGGAUGUAUUGGCUUCCAUGGGGUUAUAUGAUACCCCUAACCAGUGUGUUGUGAAUAUAGCUCCUUUUGACACUGCAUUGCUUGAUAUUGAUAUUCAUGACCUGGACCAUUAUGCUCCUGAGUAUUUAGCAGGACUGCCUACGAAGGCUGGCUCAAGAGAUCCAAUUUCCAUGUCAAAUGAGAGUUCUCAUUCAGCUGGUACUGAAGAGAUUGGUGUAGAUACUCUUGAAAAAGAUGAUUCUGAUGAUUACCUUGAGGGGUGUGAAUUGGCAGAGAUUGCUGGAACUAGCGCGAUGGAAGUUGAGAAUGCAAAACUGAAAGCUAAACUUGCUUCUGCAAUAGCCCUGAUUUGUUGUUUGGGUCCUGAAUUUGAAUAUGAAUCACUUGAUGAUAAUAAAGUCAAUACUUUAUUGAAAAAUGCUGCAGAAAAGACUGCUGAAGCCUUGCAUCUAAAAGAUGAGUAUGGAAAACACCUGCAAUCUAUGCUCAAGGCAAAACAAAUGCAGUGUGUUUCGUAUGAAAAGCGCAUUCAGGAACUGGAGCAGAGAUUGUCUGAUCAGUUUUCACAGGCGCAGAAGCUUUCUAUAACUAAUGAUAUCACUGACUUUGGCCUUCUGGCCUCAAAGGCUGAUGAUUGUAAGCCCGAAAUCUCAGGUUGUGAGGUGAAUGUCCUUUGCAUAUCUACAUCCGAGCCCAUGGAUGAAGUUUCGUGCAUUUCAAAUUCUUUGGAUGCAAAGCUGGGACUAUUUACACAGCAAUCAAGCACAGGUCGAGAAGUGGUAGAUGAGAAUGUGAUGGACUCCUCUAUAAUGCUCAACCCUGAGUUGGUUUCAUCAUUGCAAGAGCCGCAUCGAGAAGAACUGCAAGUUGGUGAGAAAGAUGGAAAAGAUAGGAUGGUGGGAAAGUCUGGCAUUUCUUUCACUAACAGUUCUACUGCUGAGAGUAUGCCUGAGCCUCUGAAUGCUUUACCUUGUGAGACAGCAGCAGAGCUGGUUUUAGAUUCUAAAGUUAAGGGGGAUCUUGUUUUGGAAUUGCGAAGUACGCUUGCAGAGAAGUUCAACCGAUUAAGUGAAACUGAAACCAAACUUAGGGAUGUUUUGGAUGAGGUUUCCAUGCUUAGGAGGGAGAUGGAAAUGAGUCAUAAACUUCUUGAUGAAUCUCAGAUGAACCGUGCUCACUUGGAGAAUUGUCUGCAUGAAGCAAGAGAGGCAGCCCAAAGCCAUCGUUGUGCUGCUGAUCGGAGAGCCUCAGAAUAUAGUGCGCUGCAUGCAUCGGCUGUUAAGAUGCGUGAUAUGUUUGAAAGACUUCGAAAUUGUGUCUACUUUCCUGGUGGGAUGGCCAGUUUUGCUGAUUCUUUGCAUGUUUUGGCUCAGACUUUGGCCAAUUCCAUUAGUGAUAGCGGAGAUGAUGGCACUGCAGAGUUCCACAAAUGUAUCCGGGUCCUUGCCGAAAAAGUUGGUUUCUUGUCUAGGCAUUGCGAAGAGUUGCAUGAGAAUUACACUAGUGUUGAAGCAGUAAAUGAACGGCUUAGGAAGGAAUUGGAAGAGAAAAACGAGCUGGUUAACACUCUGAACGCUAAGCAUCAACUUCAGAAGCAGGCAAACAAGGAAAAGAUAUCUUUCAGCCGCUUGCAAGUCCAUGAAAUUGCUGCAUUUGUACUAAAUUCAGCUGGGCAUUAUGAGGCAAUCACCCGAAACUGCUCCAACUACUACUUGUCUGCUGAAUCUGUGCCCUUGUUUACUGAUCAUCUUGCAAGCCAACCGAGCUAUAUAGUUGGGCAGAUUGUACAUAUUGAGCGCCAAACUGUGAAGCUACUGCCUCCAUCAGCUACAUCUGAUCAUGUUAUAGAGGAUCCUGUGGAUCAACUAACUUCUGACACAGAGGCAGAGCGGUUAACCUUGAGUUCUGGAUCAAGUUUGAACCCCUAUGGUCUCCCUAUUGGAUGUGAAUACUUCAUAGUGACAGUAGCCAUGAUACCUGGUACCACCAUUCAUUCACCACCUCCUUCCUGAUUCCUGCCCCAGAAGCAGAUUUGACGUGAUGGGAGAAACCUAACUGUACAUACGUUAUAAAAUAUUCUGUAGAUAAACCAUCAUGGUGGCAGUUGAAUUAGAUUUUCCUUUUGUACAGCCAAUUUUAAUCUCCUUUGUACAUAAAGCUACUCUUUUUAAAUAUGUAAAAAAAAAAAAAAAAAAAACUGUAAAUAUUUUCCAAGCAUUGGCACUUUAAGUUUAACAAAGCCUUAUUUAUUUAGAGUUUAUUUCAAAAAUGUGCUUAUGAAUUCUUGAGUACCAUUUCUUCCAUCAUGUUUGCCUGUAAAAUACUACUUGAGUGCAAUUAUUUGGCUCUGCCAUCUUAAAAUUAGGAAUCCCUCUGUUGGGGACAGAAAUCUUGCUACCAGGAUUAAGUAGUGUUGUUACCUGCUAAAGUAUACGUUUGCUAGCAGAACAUUUCAAUCUUCACAGUUGAAGUAAUUUGAUUCCUCACACAAGUUCUCUUUUCUAUAUUUCCUUUUCCGUUUUUGUUAACAGAGCACACUUUGACGGCUACAACGUUUUCCAACUGCUCUACCAAAAACAAAGUCUUAUAACCAUCAUUAAUUAUAUAACUCAUGCAAGUGGUUGGAAACCUUUUUUUUUUAUAAAUCAUUUCAUAAAUGACGUGCAUAUAUAUAAUCUUCGAACAAUACCCAUCA
Molecule: messenger RNA, 4944 nt
Organism: Durio zibethinus
Lineage: Eukaryota; Viridiplantae; Streptophyta; Magnoliopsida; Malvales; Malvaceae
Product: autophagy-related protein 11-like
Biological process (GO): reticulophagy; autophagy of peroxisome; ribophagy
Cellular component (GO): Atg1/ULK1 kinase complex; phagophore assembly site membrane
Molecular function (GO): molecular adaptor activity; protein kinase binding
Source: RefSeq, a predicted model, not a curated record